Molecule: messenger RNA, 3244 nt
Organism: Ipomoea nil (Japanese morning glory)
Lineage: Eukaryota; Viridiplantae; Streptophyta; Magnoliopsida; Solanales; Convolvulaceae
Product: target of Myb protein 1-like
Exons: 9
Coding region: 426-2909 (827 amino acids)
Biological process (GO): protein transport to vacuole involved in ubiquitin-dependent protein catabolic process via the multivesicular body sorting pathway
Molecular function (GO): phosphatidylinositol binding; ubiquitin binding
Source: RefSeq, a predicted model, not a curated record
ACUUUCAUGCAUUUCUGUCUUUAAAGUCAUUUGAUAACUUUGGAUUUUAUUACUGAGAAUGGCUUUGCAAUUAAGUAUUCUAAACUUUUGAUAGUUAGGUGCUAUUUUAAAGUGCAUGGAGUAGUUUGUACUGAUCUCCUUGUUGGUUGGAUUAGUUUUAUUUAUUUAUUUAUUCAUUCAUUUAUUUAUCUUUUAUUUUUAUUAUUUUUAACAUAAUCUAAUAGGUUAAUAAAACACUUAUAUGUAAUGAUAUCAAAUUAGUGGUGUACUUGAAUAACUUUUGAUGCCUUGUCUCAUAUAGAGUGGUUAUGGAAUUUCUGAGUGCUUUUUAAUGCUUGGGCAAUAAAAAUGCAGAGCAGCUUGGGAAGAUUUCCCUUCUGAAGCUUCUGGAGACAAUUGUGAAGAAUUGUGGUGACGUUGUUCAUAUGUAUGUUGCCGAAAAAGAUCUACUUCAUGAAAUGAUGAAAGUUGUGAGGAAGAAGCCUGAUUACCGUGUCAAAGAAAAGAUAUUGAUAUUAAUAGAUACAUGGCAAGAAGCUUUUGGAGGGCCAAGGGCAAGAUAUCCACAAUAUUUUGCAGCAUAUCAGGAGUUGAUGCGCAAGGGAUAUGUAUUUCCUAAGAGAUCUGAGAGAUCACCUGUAUUUACACCUCCACAAUCACGUCCAUUGCCAUCCUAUCCUCAAAACCCUUGCAAACAUGAAUCAAGAGAGAAUGCAGCUGAGUCUUCAGCAGAAGCUGAGUUUCCAACACUGAGCUUGACAGAGAUCCAGAAUGCACGUGCUAUUAUGCAUGUCCUAGCAGAAAUGCUUAAUGCAAUAGAUCCUGAAAACAAAGAGGCUCUCAAGCAAGAUGUUAUUGUUGAUUUGGUGGACCAAUGCAAUACAUACAAGAAAAGGGUGGUACACCUUGUAAACUCAACUGCGGAUGAAUCACUACUAAGCCAAGGACUAACAUUGAAUGAUGACUUGCAACGUGUCCUUGCCAAACAUGAAGCAAUUUCUUCCAGGGCUUCAUCUGUUCAAGCACAGAAACCAAAAUUUGAAGCUGCUCAAAUGAUUCAAUAUGUUGAUACUCCUCUUGUUAACAAAGGAGACAGCAAGCAGACAGAUAAAGGUUCUGCAUCAGGCACUAAUUCGGGGACUCAGUUACCACUGCCUGCUCCUCUAUCAGCUAAAAAUGACCAAUCAACAACAACAAAAACUGGUCCUAAGAUAGAUCUUUUGAGUGGAGAUGACUUGAGUUCAUUGCCAGCAGAGAAUUCACUAGCAAUUGUUCCAGUUGGAGAACCUCAGCCUGCAAGCCCGGCUUUUAAGCAGAAUGGCCUUGCUCUUAUUGACAUGUCUUCACCAACCAGUAAUCCUCAGUCUACAUAUCCAGGGUGCCAAAAAUACCCUUUGCCUCAACAAUUUCCACUGCAGCAGAAUCGUCAGUCCCCAGAAUCAUCUUUAUACCCUAAUAGAAAUGCUUCUGGAACAAUGUCACCCCAAUACGAACAGUCUCCAUACCCUCAAGGCUCUAAUGCCUUAUACCCUAAUAGAAAUGCUUCUGGAACAAUGUCACCCCAAUACGAACAGUCUCCAUACUCUCAAGGCUCUAAUGCCUUAUACCCUAAUAGAAAUGCUUCUGGAACAAUGUCACCCCAAUACGAACAGUCUCCAUACUCUCAAGGCUCUAAUGCCUUAUACCCUAAUAGAAAUGCUUCUGGAACAAUGUCACCCCAAUACGAACAGUCUCCAUACUCUCAAGGCUCUAAUGCCUUAUACCCUAAUAGAAAUGCUUCUGGAACAAUGUCACCCCAAUACGAACAGUCUCCAUACCCUCAAGGCUCUAAUGCCUUAUACCCUAAUAGAAAUGCUUCUGGAACAAUGUCACCCCAAUACGAACAGUCUCCAUACCCUCAAGGCUCUAAUGCCUUAUACCCUAAUAGAAAUGCUUCUGGAACAAUGUCACCCCAAUACGAACGGUCUCCAUACCCUCAAGGCUCUAAUGCCCUUUGGAAUGGCCAUAUAACUCAGCAAGAGCAGCCAGCUUCUCCAGCUUAUGGUUCUCAAGACAAUGGUGCAUUUCCAGCUCCUCCUUGGGAAGCUGAGACAAUAGAUAGCAACUCAAUGUGCGGUAGUCCAUGUAUGUUUCAAAACAAUCAGGUUUUGGGAGGCAGUCCGAAUUCUCUAUCGAUGCAAAGUAAUCAGUUCAGUGGUAGUCCACAUGCUUUACAAAUGCAAAAUAAUCAGCUGGGUGGUAGUCCACAUGCUCUACAGAUGCAAAAUAAUCAGCUGGGAGUUAGUCCGCAUGCAGUAUUAGUGCUGACAAAUAGCCAGCGGGGAGGUAGUCCUCACACACUACCAGUGCAAAAUAAUCUGCUGGGAGGUAAUCCUCAUGCUCUAACAAUGCAAAAUAAUCAGCUGGUUGCAAUGAACCAUCCGCAAUUUCCUGGUGCUGUAUUUGCUAACGGUUCCCAGCUGUUAGGCAAUGAGCAAGUUGGUGGUAUAUAUGGUCCCGGUGGCAAUUUUACUGUUAACCAGGCAAUACAAAACAGCCAGUUGGUAGGAUUGAAUCCACAACAUCAUCAAUCAAUGGGUUUGUUUUCCCAACAAAUGCCAUCUCCACAGAUGGUGUACAUGUAUUCCCAAACAUAUACCAAUCAACUAUCUGGGUAUGGAUGUGGUUUGGGGCAGCAACAAAAUCCUCAGCUCCUUGACCAAAGAAUGUCUGGGCUAAAUAUUCAAGAUGAUGGUAUCCUAAAAGGCCCUCCGUAUCUGGCUUCCACGCCCUCCUCAUAUGUGCAUGUGCCUGUGCCAAUGGGGAAGUCCACAAAGCCAGAAGACAAACUUUUUGGCGACCUUGUUGACGUUUCCAAAUUUAAAUCAUCAAAACCAGGUCCUGCCAGAGCUGGGAGCAUCUGCCCUUGACCAUUUUGGCCAAGCUUCCAUUUUUCCAAAAGUUUUGUAUGCUCCUCUCAUCUGUGUUCUUCUUAUUCAGUCCUUAGGUGGAAAUAAUGUAGUAUGUGAAGAGUGGAUGGAUCCUCUCCUCUCUCUUGAUUAUAGUAUAUUCAAUUGGAAGUUGAGUUUUUGCUCUUUUUUGUUUUUUGAAACACUCAUUGUUAGUUCUUUACAAGGUAAUAUCUGUUUUAUACUUUCUCAAUAUUUUUUAACCCAAAAAUCAAUGCCCCACCACCAGAAUCAGAUCCUGUGACCACCUAUUUAGAAUGGUAACAAAGGUGCCAUCUCACUACAUAGUAGUUGGA